AUGACCCAUCUAGAUCCAAGUUCAUUAGCUACAUAUAAUUCUCUAGCUGAUCCUCAUUUACAAAGUUACUUUAGUAACGAACAUAUUCGAUCUCAUUUAAAACAUGCUGGAUUAAUUUCUGGUCGAGGAGAGAUCAUAUCUGAGGGUGAAUAUCGAUCAAGAUUAGCACGACGUGAACAUGUAAAACAUGUUCGACAUAUUCUUGCUGAAAAUAUUGUAAAUCGAGCUGUUGAUAUGGAACGAACACGACAAGCUGAAAUAAAACGCCAAUAUGAAAUAAUAGCAAAAGCAGCUUUAGUGAAUAAUAUGAAAGAAUCGAGCAGACGUGGCGGAAAUUUAUCUGGAUUAAUGGUAAAUUCAAAUGAUAUGAAUCUAUUAUCAAUUGAUUCAUCUUGUUUACAACUACGACCAAAAAGUGCUAAGCAACAAAAUGAAAUGUACAAUGAACAAAUUCGUAUUCCUCGUUUACAAUCGGCUCAUUCUAGCGAUGAUCAUCGUGUAAAAUAUCCAUCCAAAACUCUUAAUCGUCGUCGUCAUCGUCGUCGAUCUUCUCAACGACCAAAAUCAUCAUCAACACAACGACUUCAUUCAUUAAAUAAAUAUACCGAUUCAUCUACGUCAUCCCCGUGUCAAAUAACAAUGGUUUAUUAUGGUCCACAUACAAAAGUUGAUUAUGAUCAUUUAGUAUUUGAAGAAAUUGAUGAAAUAAUAGUUAUGCAACAACAUUGUGGAGGAGAAAAUUUAAUUGUUUAUAAAAAUUAUCUUAAACCUGGAGCUGUAUUUACAUUUGAAUCUCAUCGUCAUUCAGAUUAUCCAUUUGGUUUAUCGUUAUAUGUUAAAGGUUUAAUUGAUAGUCGAAUUUCAACAUGUUGUGAAUAUAAACAUCGUCAUGGUGUUAGAUUAGGUGGUGAUCGAGGACAUUUUGCAAUUAAAUCAGUACAUGGAUCAAAACCAUGUAUUAAAUGUUUGUAUGAGAAACAAGCACGUUUAAAAAAAUAUGCUCAAUCACCAAAAGAAAAAGAUGAUGAAAGUAAACUACCAAUAACUAUUCCAUUACCUAUUUCAAAUGAACCAAAAAUGAUACAAACUCCUGUAAAAAUACCUGUUAGACAUAUUGGUGUUGAUAAUAAAAAAAUAAACAAUGAACCUGAAAAACAACUCUCCCGACGUACAUCUAAUUCAAAUGAAAAUUAUGUAGAAGAUUUUGAUGAAACAGAUACGCAAAAACGAUCAGUUAGAGAUGAAUCUUCAACUGAUUCAAGUCAUAGACGUUUACAUAUUAGUAAACGAAAAUCUAAAUCAACUGAUUCUACACCAAAGGCAUUUCGAAAAAUAUUAUCACAUACUCAAAAAGAAUCAUCAAUAAAAUCUGAUUCAAAUGUUGAAGAAACUACAAGAGAAGAAGAAGAAUCAACAAAAAAAACUUGGCAAAUUAUUUUUCAUACAUUAAAUAAUUCAAAAAAAACUUUUAGCAAACAAACAAAUUAUUUACCACAAAAUAGUUUAUUACAAUUUUCAUUUUUAGCAAAUAAUAAAAAAAAUGAAACAGAUAUUCAUAAAAUUGAUAUGAUAGAAUUAACAAAAAAUUCAGAAUCAUCUGGACAAUGUACAUUUUCAACUAAACUUAAAAAUAUUGGAAAACCAGAACAAAUUCGAUUAAAAAUUCACACGACAGAUAACGAAGAUGAAGAUGAAGAUGAAGAUUAUAAAUGGUAUCUUGAUUAUAUUGAAGUCAUUGAUCCAGAAACUCAAUUUCGUUUAGAAUUUCCAUGUGAUCAAUGGAUUCGUCCAUCACAAGAAAAAAUCCUUCAACUUUCUCAAAAUGAACGAAAACGAAGAAGUUCUGCAAGUAGUUCAAGUUCAUCUUCAAAUGAUAAAAACCAUCAACCGACUCCAAAAAUUGAACAAAAACGAAAAACUUCUACAAGUAGUUCAACAUCACUUUCAAAGGAUAAAAAUCGUCAAAAAUCUUCAAAAAUUGGACACAAACGAAAAACUUCUACAAGUAACUCAAGUUCACAUUCAAAUGAUAAAAAUCAUCAAGAAUCUCCAAAAAUUGAAUCAACAAUCAAAGCAUCUUCUCGUUCAAGACGAUCAUCUAGUUCCUCAAAACAAUCCCAAACUAAAGUUGAUUCAGCACGUCAACAUUCAGUAGAUAAACAAUCAAAUGAAAGUGAAAAAACAACACCUCGUAAUGAUAUUACUAAUCAAGAAAAUAAAAUUCGUUAUCGUGUUAUAAUUUAUCCAUCACAUGACAAUGAUGGAGAAUUUAAGGCAAUUCAAGAUAGUCAAAUGUUUUUACGUCUUAAUAAUCAAACUAAAGAAAUAAAUAUAAUAGAUAAAACUGAUCAAUCAUGUCCAACAUUUGAUUCAGGUGAAAAACAAGAAUUUGAACUUGAUUUAAUACAAGAUAUUAAUGAACAACCAGAGAAAUUAACUAUUGGUUAUAUUAAUUCUGAUGAUACAGCAAAACAAUGGAAACUUGAAAAGAUUAUUUUAAUUAAUAUUAAAACUGGUGAUAAAACAAUAUUUCCAUGUAAUGAAAGUCUUAUUCGAAAUGAAUCAAAUUUUCGUGCUGAAAAAACAUUUGAAAUUCAAUCAAAAGAAUUACAUGAUGAAAGUAUAUCAAAAACUCAAAAAAUUAAUUCUCCAAAAUCUGAUCAUGAUGAAGAAAUCAAAACAUCAGAAAGACAAGAACAAAUUAAUAAUAAUAAAAAUAAAGAAAGAUCACCUUCAUUUCAAAGUAUGAAUGAUGAUGAUGCCCAUUAUAGAGCAAUUUUUAAAAAAUUAGAUCCAGAUAAUCAAUUAGAAUUAGGUUCACCUCGAAAUAAUUCUUCAUCUUCAUCUACAAUUCAACAAGAUCAAAUUAAACAUGAAAAUAACAAUCAUACUAUUGAUCCUCUUAUUGGUCUUGAUGGUCUUACAGAUCAAACACCUCGUUCAAAUGAUCAACUUAAUUCCAAUUCUUUCCCACGUACAACAAAUGAAUAUGGAGAAAAUCGAUUUCGAACAACGAAUCGAACCGAUAGUAUUGAUGAUGAAGACAAUUAG
Messenger RNA from Rotaria sordida, 3051 nucleotides. NCBI's taxonomy places the organism in Eukaryota, Metazoa, Rotifera, Eurotatoria, Philodinida, Philodinidae. The record is from the annotation of a GenBank genome assembly.